Molecule: messenger RNA, 2706 nt
Organism: Strongyloides ratti
Lineage: Eukaryota; Metazoa; Nematoda; Chromadorea; Rhabditida; Strongyloididae
Product: Sphingosine-1-phosphate lyase 1
Exons: 7
Coding region: 1-2706 (901 amino acids)
Biological process (GO): sphingolipid catabolic process; carboxylic acid metabolic process
Cellular component (GO): endoplasmic reticulum
Molecular function (GO): structural constituent of cuticle; sphinganine-1-phosphate aldolase activity; pyridoxal phosphate binding
Source: RefSeq, a predicted model, not a curated record
AUGUCAGUAGUUGAUAGUGUUUUGUUAAACAUAAAAGAUAUUACCAAACAAGUUGAUGUUUUCCUUGAGCCUUAUGGUAAAUUUAAACUAUUAAUGAUUGGAAGUGUAACAGGCUAUUUAUUGUGUUACAUUGACAAGAUUCUUGAAAGUGAUAAAUCUUUAACUUAUAGAGUUAAAAAUAAAUUUUUUAAAUUAAUACGUAGAAUACCUUUUAUUAAAAAGAAAAUAAAGAGUGAAUUAUUAUUAAUAGAGAAAGACUUGAUAAAAAGUAUCCAUAAAGAUGACACAACAAAUGUUUAUGUAUCUGAAAUUCCAGAUAAAGGAAAAACUAAAUCAGAGAUAAUUCAAUUUCUUGAUAAUUAUACAAAAUUUGAAACACCACAAUACUUGGAUGGUAAAGUUUCAGGAGCUGUUUUUAGUGAUGAAUGUAACAAGGAAGAGAUUGAAUGUUAUAAAACAAUUAUUGAAAAAUUUGCUUGGUCCAAUCCACUUUGGCCAAAAUUGUUUCCAGGUAUUAGAAAAAUGGAAUCGGAAAUUAUUAGAAUGUGUUGUAAUUUAAUGAAUGGUGAUGAUGAAACUUGUGGUUCUAUGUCAACAGGUGGUUCGAUGUCUAUUCUUUUAGCCUGUUUAGCCUACAGAAAUAAAGCACUUGAUAACGGAAUUCAAUUUCCUGAACUUGUAGCACCAACAUCUGCUCAUGCUGCUUUUAUGAAAGGUGCUGAAUUAUUUAGAAUGAAACUUGUUUUAAUUCCUUUAGAUCCUGUUACUUAUAAAGUUGAUUUAAAAAAAAUGAAACAAUCAAUUAAUAAGAAUACAGCUAUGUUAGUUGGUUCAGUCCCUAAUUUUCCUUUUGGAAGUGUUGAUGAUAUUGAAGAAAUUGGUAGAUUAGGAUUAAAGUAUAAUAUUCCUGUUCAUGUAGAUGCUUGUUGUGGGGGAUUUAUUCUUCCAUUUGUUGAUGAAAAUAUAUAUAAUAUUCCAAAAUGGGAUUUCCGUGUUCCAGGUAUUACAAGUAUUACAGCAGAUACUCAUAAAUAUGGUCUUUCACCAAAAGGAAGUUCUGUUGUUUUAUACAAAAAUAAAAGUUAUAUACAUUAUCAAUAUUUUUGUGAAACAGAUUGGCAAGGUGGAAUUUAUGCUUCACCCACAAUGGAAGGUAGUAGAUCUGGUCUUAAUAUUGCUCUUACAUGGACUACUUUAUUCUAUUAUGGUAAAGAUAAAUAUGAAAAUGUCAGUAAAAAAAUUAUUGAAACAACAAGAAAAAUAAAAAAUGGUCUUUCAAAAAUACCAGAAUUAAAGUUACAAGGUGAUUGUGAUAUUUGCAUUGUUAGUAUGACAUCAUCAAUCAUUGAUAUUCAUAAAUUUGUUUCAAUAAUGGAAAAAAAAGGAUGGCAUUUAAGUAGUCUUCAAUAUCCAUCAGGAUGUCAUUUAAUGGUUACAUUAAAUCAUACUAAAGAUAAUAUUGCUGAUGAAUUUAUAAAAGCAUGUCAUGAUUCAGUUAAUGAAAUUAAAAAAAAUAAUGACUCAAAAUUAGAAGGAACUGCUGCAUUAUAUGGUAUGGCACAAAAAAUUCCUGAUAGAAGUUUGGUUAAAGAAUUUGCAUAUAUUUAUCUAGAUACCUGUUUAAUUAUGAAAGUAGCUUAUAAAGAAGCUGCUUUUUUAGCAUGUGUUUCAUCAACAGUAUGUCUCAUACUAACUGCUAUAUUUUUACCAAUAAUUCAUACAAAUAUACAGAGAAAAAAUUCUAAUAUUUUAGCUCAUGUAGAACUUUGUAAAAUGAAAUCUAAAGAUAUUUGGAAACAAAUUAUGGUUAUUGAUAAAAAUCCAAUUAUUAGAAAAAGAGCUUCUGGUUAUACAAAUAAUUAUGAAUCAGUUAAUACACCUUAUACUGCCUCUUCUGGUGUUGGUAAUGCUUGUUGUGCAUGUACUCAAGGACCACCAGGUAAUAGAGGUGCUCAAGGUAAACCUGGAAAACCAGGAAUUGAUGGUAAUCCUGGAAGAAAUGGUUUAAAUGGAAGAGAUGGUGUUUAUUUACCUGCUCCACCUGCUGGAACUAAUGCUUGUCAAAAAUGUCCACCUGGACCUCCAGGUGCACCAGGAAUUCCAGGUCCAAAAGGACCACGAGGACCACCAGGAAAUCCAGGAAAAGCAGGAAGAAUGGGUGAAAAUAGUAGACCAGGACCACCAGGACCAAUGGGAAUGAGAGGUGAACCAGGUCCACCAGGUCCAAAAGGACCAAGAGGUGAUAGAGGAAAAGUAUUGAAUGGUGCUCCACCAGGUCCACCAGGACCAACAGGACGUGUAGGACCUAGAGGUCCACCAGGUGGAAGAGGUCAUGAUGGUAAACCAGGUAUUGGUGGAACAGUAGGAAUUAGAGGACAAGUUGGAGAUAGAGGAAAUCCAGGUAGCAUUGGAUUACCAGGUCCACCAGGACCACCAGGUGAUCCAGGAAAUCCAGGUUCAUGUUCACAUUGUGAUGGAAAUCGACCACAAAUUCCUUCACCAAAACAAGAAAGUAUCAUGCCUGUUGUUACAAGAAAUAAUAUUCCUUCUCCUGUUCCAAUACCACCACCACAAAUGGAAGAACCUAUGAAUGCUUUACCAUCAUCUAAAGAACAUAUACCAUCUACAUUACCAAAUUCUCAAUCUGAAGUUGAAGUUUUACCAUCACAAAGCAGAACUCAAGGAGAAUAUUUAUGGUUUAAUUAA